AAAAAAUUUUAGAAAGUUAAGCUAACGACACCACAUCAUAAUGCCUCAGAACGAAUAUAUUGAACAACACAUAAAGAAGCAUGGGAGAAGAUUAGAUCACGAAGAGAGAAAGAGAAAAAGAGAAGCCAGAGAAGGCCACAGAAUUUCUAAAGAUGCUCAAACCUUAAAGGGAUGGAAGGGUAAGCAAUUUGCUAAGAAACGUUAUAGUGAAAAGGUAGCUAUGAAGAAGAAGAUCAAGGCCCACCAGGAAUCUAAGGUUAAAGGUCCAUCUACUCCAGCUGCAGAAUCUGGUGAGGCAUUGCCAACAUACUUAUUGGAUCGUCAAAAUGAUAAUACUGCUAAAGCCAUAUCUUCCUCGAUCAAACAAAAGAGAUUAGAAAAGGCUGAUAAGUUUAGUGUUCCAUUGCCUAAGGUCAGAGGUAUUUCUGAAGAAGAAACAUUCAAAGUCAUCAAAACAGGUCAAAAGAAUAGCAAAGCUUGGAAGAGAAUGAUAACAAAGCAUACGUUUGUAGGAGAAGGGUUUACUAGAAGACCAGUGAAAAUGGAAAGAAUCAUUAGACCUUCGGCUUUGAGACAAAAGAAAGCCAAUGUCACUCAUCCUGAGUUGGGUGUGACUGUAUUUUUGCCAAUCUUAGCAGUUAAGAAGAAUCCCCAAUCCCCCAUGUACACUCAAUUGGGAGUGUUAACCAAAGGUACUAUUAUCGAAGUCAAUGUAUCUGAGUUGGGAUUGGUAACAGCUGGGGGUAAAGUUGUUUGGGGUAAAUUUGCCCAAAUUACUAAUGAACCUGAUAGAGACGGUUGUGUUAAUGCUGUUCUCUUGGUUUAAUAUGGUUAAUGAGUUUUUCAAGUUUUUCACAGGAUAAUUUUUGGCAUUAUAAAUAUACAAGCACUACUUUAGUUUAGUAAUUCGUAAUUAAUCUAGUAACUCCACAUCAAACACAUCAGAACAGAAAACUUCUUUCUUUCCGAUAGAUCUCAUCCCACAGUUUAUGAUAAGCUUUCCAUUCUCUCUGACGAGCUCCCAUUGACUAUUAUAUAGUCUGGUUCCUAUGAGAAAACACAAUCCACUAAUAUUUUGCUUGUUGCUUAUAUUUGACAAGAUUUCACCAUACUUUGAGGUGAUCUCAUGAGGCAGGAUCUUACUAUCUGCUUUAUAGAGGUUCUCAAUGGCAUGAGAAUGAUGCAAAUUCUCUCGUCUUAAAUUCAUCAUAAACUCUUGUCUGACCCUCUGUAAAUA
Yamadazyma tenuis ATCC 10573 is the source of this 1237-nucleotide messenger RNA. The record is from RefSeq and is a predicted model, not a curated record. Lineage: Eukaryota; Fungi; Ascomycota; Pichiomycetes; Serinales; Debaryomycetaceae.